This is a messenger RNA of Bipolaris maydis ATCC 48331, 781 nucleotides long. RefSeq lists its product as uncharacterized. The record is from RefSeq and is a predicted model, not a curated record. Lineage: Eukaryota; Fungi; Ascomycota; Dothideomycetes; Pleosporales; Pleosporaceae.
AUCAACUCAGCAAAGCAUACCAGAGCAUCAAGUACAAGCCUCUACUACUACUUACCACUACUACUCUCAUCAACUUCGAAUACAUCGAACCAACAACACCAACAAUCACAAUGCCUAACUUCCUCAACACCAUUGCCAGCCGCGCAAAGGCUCACCACGAGAGCGUCAAUGCCGCAUGCAACACCUACUACACCGGCUCAUCACCUGCCUCUCGAACAGCUUCACCUGAAGCUUCCCGCAGCUCUUCUGUUGCCGGUCCAUCCGCACCCAAGAACCCUACCAACGCCGCCAAGGCCUGGAAAGCUAUCAAGAAGCACCACCGCGAGAUGAACGAGGCCUUCGCUGUCUACUACAGCCCCGGCAACUCUCCCUCCGCCUCCAGGAACUCAUCUGCCGUCUCUAGCCCAAGGCAGAGUGCCGAAGCACCCAGGAACUCUAGCGUCAGCGAGGUCAAGGAGGCUGGCCCCAGGAACUACCAGAAGGCGUGGAAGGCUCUCAAGACCAGGGCUAUCGAGCACCACAGGAGCGUCAACGCUGCCUACAACCAGACCUAUGGACUGCACAUGCGCCAAUAGAUGGGAUGUAGAGAGGGGUUCUUGAAAAGAAUUGGAGGUGGAAGUAAUGGUUGACAGACGAAACGGAAACGGAAAACAAAAGUGCUUUUUGGGAUAGCAAUAUACCACUGCGGGAUUCGGUAGCUUGGGAGUUUUUUGAUAUUAGAAGAAUCAGAUCGGAUGGAUCUGAGUAAUACACGAAGGAUUUAAUACCAAUUGUUUUUGCA